Polyodon spathula (Mississippi paddlefish) is the source of this 8012-nucleotide messenger RNA. RefSeq names its product SAM and SH3 domain-containing protein 1-like. Lineage: Eukaryota; Metazoa; Chordata; Actinopteri; Acipenseriformes; Polyodontidae. Gene Ontology annotation, molecular function: protein binding. Bases 1425 to 5423 code for a protein of 1332 amino acids. The transcript is spliced from 20 exons. The record is from RefSeq and is a predicted model, not a curated record.
CAGCAAGCAACUUCAGAUUAGAGAGAGGGCAAGGGAGAGCCGAUUCACGACAUUUAAUACCAAACCAAUACAAAGUCUUCACUUUUGAAAUUCUGAAGCUAAGGAAAACACAAGAACCCUACUUGUGUUUCUACUGUGAACAAGUUUAUGUUGCGGGAACAUUAAUUAACUCGGUGGACUGAGCAAUGCUGUUUGGAUUGAAUAAAAUAAGUGUACAGGCAGUAUCGUACUUGAAAAACAGAACAAACUGAAGAGCGAUAUAACAAAACGAAGCAAACAAGUUGAAAACGAUGAAACAUAACCACGGGAAGUGUAAACGUUGUGCAGCCUGGAUAAGUCUGUCUAGCCUCUUUUAGAAAUGCGUUUGGUAUUUGCAGCUCCCAAUGCAGAAAGAGUCAUCCGAGCAAGCGGAGUUACUGUUCGCGGAGCGUUUAGUUACUAAAUAGCAAAGAAGCGGGGAUCAAUUAACAAAUAAUAAUUGAGUAAAGAGACAAGCGCAUUCAUUUAUGUUGAACGGAGAAUAACAAUGUUUUCCUGAAAUUAAGCAAAAGAAAAGGGGGCGUGGAAAACUAAAAAAAACGACAGUCCUGGACAAGAGGACAUUUGUAAAAGCGUGCAACUUCUGAUAUGGUUGUCUGCAGCCUAAACUUGGGAUGGGACCUGAAUUGUGCUUACGAAAACAAAACAAAAGUGAGUGGACGAGUUAAGGCAUCAGAAAAGCACAUUAUUUAUGUAUUGCAUUGAAUGGCUGGAUGUACAACACUUAUCUAUAAUCGCAUACAGGAGGCGGUUUUUAAAAAAAAAAAAAUAACAACAUCGACCAGGUGUUAUGUUGAAAACGAAAAAAAAAAAAAAAUGUGACGAGGAAAGCAUUUUUCAAAGAUGGUUUAUAUGAGUGAACUGCGAGCAAAUGUGUACGCACGCUAGUUUGGAGAAGUUAAUGUUAAUAUACCAAUUGUUGAUUCUCGUGCUGUUAACGCGUUGUUGAUAAUUCUGAACUGCCAAAAACGUGGAUUACCUGCAUCUAGCCUGGACAAAUGCAUGCAGGCUAACUACUCGGAACUCUAUACUCUAAAUUAUCUUGGACAAAUGGCUGUUUUUGACCAAGUCGGAAUAGUCGUUUUUUAAUAUUUCAAAUUGCAUUUGUAAUUUAUUAUCAGCUGCUGAAUUUGAUAUUGUCAAUUAAACGAAAUUUGAAAAUGAAGGACAGAAAAAGCAAAAUGUGAUGGAUACAAAUUAGGCAACAUUUUGUCCCCAGGCAUUAUAGCCAACCGGGAAAUCACACCUCAUUUGUUUUUUAUUUAUUUUUUAUUCUGACAUAACCAAAUCACUAUACAUACAAAUCAAUCGUGCGAUAAGAGAGUUAAAAAAAAAAAAAAAUCACAUUACAACAGUCGCACUGCAUUGCAAGAAUUAUAAUCGCAAUGAUGAGUACCAAUAUCGUAUACGAGUGGCUGAAGACUCUCCAGCUCUGUCAAUAUGCAGAAUCCUUUGUGGAUAAUGGCUAUGAUGAUUUGGAAGUGUGUAAGCAGAUUGGCGACCCUGACCUGGAUGCUAUUGGGGUCUUCUUGCCUCAUCACAGGAAAAAAAUUCACGAUGCAGUGAAGAGGUUAAAAGAAGAGGAGAAAGAAACGGCUACAGGACUGUACUUUACCCUGGAGCCCGAGAUACCCCCCAUUCUGGGAAUCUACACCUGCCACACGAUGGAGCAAUACGAUGUCAAAGUGAGGGGGGCCAAAUCUUAUACUGAACACAAAGUCGCGAAGGUCGAGAGGAGCCCUGGAUGUCAGGGCACAAACAGGAACCACCAGCAUGGCACUUCCAAAGAGCUGGUCACUUACCCCAAACUGAAGCUAAAGAUCAUGAUCAGAGAUAAACUGACCCGCGAUGGAGUAAAUCUCAGUAAACCGCCCUAUUCGAAUAAGGAUGGUUCAUUGGGAAACAUUGAUGACCUGGCCCAGCAGUACUCUGAGUAUUACAACACCUGUUUCAGCGACGUAUGUGAGAGGAUGGAGGAGCUACGCAGACGGAGAGUGUCUCAGGAAAUUGACGUGGAGAAACCUGAUUCCAGCACCAUGUCACUCCAGCUCCGAUCCCAGAUUGAAGAGUCUCUUGGUUUUAGCAGCACAGUGUCCACGCCAGAAGCUGAGAGGAAGGUGUCCCUUCACAAGUCAAGCUCUGAAGAUGGAUCAGUAGGAAAGGGGGACUGCAAGAAGAAAAACAAGUCCUUCUGGCAGAAUUUUCGCAAGUCACAGAAGGGAGUCAUGCGGCAGACUUCAAAAGGAGAGGACAUUGGGUAUGUGGCCAGUGAGAUCACAAUGAGUGAUGAAGAGCGGAUUCAACUCAUGAUGAUGGUGAAAGAGAAGAUGAUAACUGUAGAGGAGGCCCUGGCCAGGUUGAAGGAGUAUGAGACCCAGAGCAGACAGCCCAGCAGUACUGACAAUGCAGAAUGGGUCGAUGGAUCCAAUGCAAAUAUAACCGAGUCUUCAAACUGCAAUUCCCGAGAGCAGUCUGAUGAUGAAACUGAAGAGUCAGUGAAGUUUAGGCGGUUGCACAAGCUGGUGAAUUCCACCCGCAGAGUGAGAAAGAAACUGAUUAAAGUGGAAGAAAUGAAAAAGCCCAGCACAGAAGAUCUGUGUUUUGAGAGCUCCCCCAUGUGUGAGGACAGCUCUGCGCUCUACACAGGGGUGCAGAAGAAGCCCCAUCUCCCCCAAGAGGACUCCUUGUCUCCCCUGCAGCAGCUCUCCUUUGAGGAGGACUCGGACAGCCUGACUACCUCGCCCUCCUCCAGCAGCCUGGACACCUGGUCGGGCCACAAGCUGGUCAAGACCUUUGGCAAGUCCAGUAGCAGUCACGGCCUUAUCCAGCUGUCUAAGAAAUCUGGAAGCGGCUCUUCCUUCUCCUCUGGAGUAGAGGGCUGUGGCGAGGAGGACCAGGUUCAGAAGGUGUCACGUUCCAUGACAGACGGCGAGAUGAGGAAGGCCUUGAGCCCAAUAAACCAUGCGAGAACCUGUAGCUUUGGAGGAUUUGACUUGACAAAUAGAUCACUUCAGAUCGCAAACAAUGGCUGUGAACAAACAGAAGCGAUUUACAGGGAAGUAGUGAAGUCUCCCACCACAUCCAGGUUAUCCCUUGGUAAGAAGGUGAAGUCUGUGAAAGAGACGAUGAGGAAACGAAUGUCCAAAAAGUACAGCAGCCCCGCAUCUGAACAGGAGUCAAAUCUUGAUGGGAUGCCCAGUUCCCCUCAGUCCCAAGAUUUGCCAGUCACAGAUUCGCUGGAGAAGCCCAAGCUGAAGGCCGGAGGGUCUGUGGAGAGUCUGAGGAGCUCUCUAAGUGGGCAGAGUUCAAUGAGCGGUCAGACAGUGAGCACAACGGACUCUUCCGCCAGCAACAGGGAGAGUGUGAAGUCUGAAGACGGUGAUGACGAGGAGCCCCCCUACAGGGGUCCGUUCUGCGGCCGAGCCCGGGUCCACACAGACUUCACUCCCAGCCCCUAUGACUCCGACUCCCUCAAACUCAAGAAAGGAGAUGUCAUUGACAUAAUCAGCAAGCCUCCCAUGGGCACCUGGAUGGGUCUGCUGAACAACAAGGUGGGGACGUUCAAGUUCAUCUACGUGGACGUGCUGAGCGAGGAGGAGGAGAAACCCAAGAGGCCAGUGCGGAGGAGGAGGAAGGGCCGCCCCCCUAAACCCAAGUCAGUGGAGGAUCUCCUGGAGCGCAUCAACCUCAAGGAGCACAUGCCAACUUUCCUGUUCAACGGCUAUGAGGAUCUAGACACUUUCAAGCUGCUGGAAGAGGAGGAUCUGGGUGAGCUGAACAUCAGCGACCCUGAACACAGAGCCGUUCUGAUGACUGCUGUGGAGCUGCUGCAGGAAUAUGACAGUAAUAGUGAUGUGGAGAAAAGCUCUCACUCAGGCUCCCAGGAGACACUCCUGUCAGAUGGGCAAGGCCUGACUGGGGAGUCUCCCCGGGACUCUGGCUGCUACGAGAGCAGUGAAAACCUGGAGAACGGUAAGAUCAGAAAAAAUCUGUUGUCCACCAAAUCCUCUGCAGAACCUGUAUCAAACAGCCACCAGUUGGUCAACUACCCCACUCUUCCACCGACAAAUUCCACCAAGGCCUUGCAGCAUACCAAGAAGGAGUGCAAGUUCAGCAAGCGGCAUUUCCCCAAGCCUUCCGUCAAGUCCUUCAACAUCCUCAGCUUGAAGAAGAACCGCCGCAGUCUGCUGGUGCCUGUGAGCCGCAGCUGUGAGAAUCUGGGCGGACAGCAGUUGGCUCAGGACCUGUGGAAACGUUCUCGCUCGCUAGGGGACCUCCAUAGUGAGCAGAGCUCUGAGAGCAAGAAAAUCCAUAGUUUGGAGUUCAAAGUAGCUAGGCCCAUCAGUAUUUGUGCAGACACUUUGUGCGACCAGGGCAGCAGAAGGCAAUCCCCCAGCACUACCGGAGGGGGAGAAACUGAACCGAACUCAUAUUUGAAUACAAUAGAACUAGAUACAAACUGUGACCCUCAGUCGCACGUAGCUUUACAGAACUCCGUAAUCAUGAGUGAUUCAGAGCUCACCAAGACUGACCCAGAAGAAUCUAGAAGCCCAGUCCCCCAGGCACAAGCCCCAGAGAAGAACGAAGUGAGGUGCGACACAAAGACACAUUCCAAAAAGCCAUUGCAGCCUCCUCCAGUUCCUGACAAGAAAUGCAGGGAACGCUUAGCUAAUGGCCUUCAUCAUCCAACCCUGAUCCUCCCUACUGCAGAUGCACUCUCUUUACCCUUAAAAAAGGCCAGUUCUUCUAGUCCAAUUGACUGUAGACCACCCUUUGCCUCUCCCGAGGAGGAGCCAGGCACCCCCCCAGCUACACGGCCACCUUGGCUCUCUGAUCUCCCAGAGACAGCUUGUCUGCAGAUGCAUGGUGUCAGAUUGGGCCCAGCCUUGGGAAGGAAGAUCCCCCACACAAGGGUGGCUGACCUAGAAAUGCUGCUUGAGGAAAGGUUAGAGUCUGAGGGGAUCGAUCUCACUGAGGAGCCUUAUUCAGACAAGCAUGGUCGCUGUGGCAUUCCAGAAUCCCUGGUGCAGAGGUAUGCUGAAGACCUGGAGCAGCCUGUUAACGAUGUGGCUUCAAACAUGGACCGAGUUCGGGUGAAGCAGCUUCGGAAACAGCACCGCAUGGCGAUCCCCUCUGGAGGUCUAACUGAAAUCUGCCGGAAGCCUGUGACCCCGGGACAUCUCAACUCAGUCUCUGAUUGGCUGGUUUCUAUCGGACUGCCCAUGUACUUAAACUUGCUCACAGCAGCAGGAUAUGACACGCUGAACCAAAUAGCCUCCCUGACAGAGACUCAUUUCCAGGAAGCUGGCGUCAAGGAGGAACGACACGUAAACAGGCUGUUAGCAGGGGCUAGGCUGGUGCAAUCUGACGAUGCUCAGUUAUAACGAAAAAACAGGGACUUCAACUUUUGUUUCUUGUUUAGUUUUCUUUUCUGGUGUUUACUGCAUCACCUGACUGGCAAGUAUAAACAUGGGAGGCCUUGUAAAGACUGAUUUUUUUGUUUUUGUUUUUUUAAAUGUUUCCUUUAGAAACAAGUGCUUGCUCAAUAGGGAAGACGGGAACUGCCUUGUGGGUUAAUAAAAGUACUUCAUAUGAGUCUCUUUUGCUUGUUGUAGCACUAGUAAGCAACAAGAGGCGUUAGCUAAGCAAGCUUUUUCUUCAUUCCUACUUAAUUUACAGCUUUUGUAGUUCCAGCUAGUUAAACAAAGCUGGUGGUACAGUACUAAUUAUCCUGUGUCUGCAAUGAAUCAAGUAUAUUGUCUUGCUAUAUACAACACAUUUUUACUUUGCCAUACAAACAAAUAUGUAAAAUCAAUAUAGUGAAUAUAUACACAUGUAAUCAGUUUUUUUAAUUAGCAGAAUGUACUGCGAAAUCCAUCUACUUAUUAUUUUACCAAGAUUGAUUUCAAUAUAGGAGCUAUUUGUGAUGUAUCUGUUUUACUAUGUGUGUAAAAUAGUUUUAUUCUGCUAUUCAUUUAGUCAGUGUUCAUAUGUAGUCAGACAUGGCAAAUCUGACAAGGUUUCCAAUGCUUGGAGAACUAAUUUAACUGACUACAUUCUACUGAAUUAAUAACAUGUACGCUUGGUGCCGUGGAUAUUAAAGUAGUUUACUGUAGAACUGCAUCAAUAAGUACAUUUGUUAGCCAUGACUUUCUAUACUGGCCAUGAUUUACAAAAUAUGAUGGGCAUUAUAGAGGAAACGACAGAGGUAAGUGUGAAUAAUAUUAUUCGCUUCAGUUUUAACUGAAGACAGUAAACUUGAUUUGCAUAUUUUUCAAAAUAAUUUAGGCCAAUGUUUACAGAAUUAUUACAGAUAAGUAAAAACUUGAAGUAUUUAGGGAAAUCAGCUGAAAUUGUGUCUCCCCCCUAUCCACCCCCCAACCCCCAAAAAAAGAAAAAGUGUCUUUUAAGCAAGUCACUAUUUCAAAGACUAUGUUGUUCAGGUUUACCAUAAACUCCCAUUUAGGGAAUUUCAAAAGAUGCUUCUAGAAGCGUGUUUGUGGUCUGUGGAUAAUAACCCAAUGUAAAGUGUAAAAUGUUGUAUUAUACAUUAUGCCAGUGAACUGCCACAUAGUAUUACUAGGAUAUGAAUAGUGAAAUAUACAUCUCAUUUCCAAGGAUGUUCUAACAACAUGGCGGCCAUACAGUUACCUCACAAUCAGCUUCCAUUAUAACUGGUGCGGUAUAACACAAAAUCUAAAAGCAGAGACACAUAGUUCAAAUUUAAGGAGCUUAAACCACGAGCCCUCCUGGAGGCACGAAUCGUCUGUGGGAACCUCAUUUUAACAGCUUCAAUAGUCUUUUUUUGAAUAGUCAUUUUACUUAUUUAUAAUGUUUGCCUGUUUUAAAAUGUUUCAUUGCCACAUUGUUUGAAUAUAAUAAAGGAGUCUGUUCAGUGUUGGCAGUGUAUCUCUAAGCAAUCGCAAUGCUAGGUAAAGACGGAUAUAAAAAAAAACAAGAACUCAACAUUGGAGCAACAGAACCUAAAACUAUCAAAGUAUUUUGGAAACAUCAUAAAAAAAAGGUAAUUAAAAUGACAUUUUUAAACUGCUUAAGAAACUGAAACUUGUUUAGGUAUCAUAAGGGUAAUAAUAUAUAUGUAAUACCUAUAUUUCAAUUAAUUAAGACAAAUACCACAGAUGCUUUAGAUGUUGUAACUAGAUAAUUAAUAUGAAGACACCUGGUAGAACACCUGUCUUCUGUGAGGUGUGACUGUAGCCUAACUAUGCCGUUAGCUGUGUGGUGUUUGCUGACUUAGCCAGUGUGUGUUACCUCACUGCUGUGUAUCUUAAAACAAAGGCUUUAACUGCCAUUGCCAAGAAAUACAACACCUUUGACAUCUUGAUUGAGAUCCGGAAUGCCACCACAUUUGUGUCAAAAGCUGGGCAAAAACAAAGAAAAAACAAACAAACAUGUUCAAACUUUUUAAACUAGCAAAUGUUUUAGGAAAUGAGCUUUGCCUUUGAUUUCUUGCUUUUCAUUUCCAGGUUUUAAGACCACCGUUUAAAACUUGUGGUAACUGGAUUAGUGAAAAGUGAUCCUUUUCCUGCAGAUAGUAACACCACUAGCCCGUUCCUUUUAUUUCUUUAUAAAUGGUUAGCAGUUUUUAAAAUGUGUUCUGCUCUAUAAAUUCAAACAAAGGGCAGUUACAAAUAAAAUAAACCAAUCCCAUCCAAAAUUAAAACAAUAGCUUAAUUCAAGGGUGAUAGUGUAAUGUACCAUAUGUUAAAAGAUUGUUACAUGUCAUAUUUUAGGUUUAUUUAGAAAAUUUUACCUACUUGUCUUGCUAAAGAGCAGUUUACCUUGGUUGGCAUUCUGCUGUGCAAAUGUAAUGGAAUGACUUCCUAAUAAUACUCUGCUCUGGUAAACUUUUAUUUCCAAAUAACUGUUACAAGCCUUGUUAAGCCCUAAUACAUUUAUGUAAUAACUAACAAAUGUUGCACAUUCUGUAUAUUAAAUUGAUAUUUAAAUAA